Messenger RNA from Olea europaea var. sylvestris, 3331 nucleotides. RefSeq lists its product as uncharacterized. Lineage: Eukaryota; Viridiplantae; Streptophyta; Magnoliopsida; Lamiales; Oleaceae. The record is from RefSeq and is a predicted model, not a curated record. The coding region runs from base 181 to 2793 and encodes 870 amino acids. The transcript is spliced from 12 exons.
UUAGUAUUCGAGUUAGAGACAUGUGCCUAAUUCCGCGCAGCUCAGCCAGCACUUCUCGAAAUCCCCAAUUGUCUUCUACCCUUGAACAAAACUCCUUUCGAGUCUUGAAUGUUCUGCGUAUAUAUUUUGAUUAUAAUUUUUUAGUUUGAUUUCGUUUUUGGCAUCUUUAAUCUUGAAAUCAUGAAUUUGAAUCUUGAAUUCUGGAAACCAGAAAACGAAACUGUGGCAAAUUAUAGUAGAGAGUACAGGAAGAUGCAUCCAAGAUUCCCAGUAAAAACAGUCCAAUUUGGACAUUCAUCACAUUUUUAUACACUCCCACAGCAUCAACAGAAGCUCCUUUUCAGAUUUUUUUGCAGUGGCAAGAAUCCUCCUCCAAGUUCUUUAGAUUCUGAUCCUUCUUCUUCUUCCUCCUCGUCGUCGACGGAUGACAAGUUUGGGUUCAAGCUUGUGAGUCGGUCUCUGCGCGACGCUAAAUGGAAAUUCAAUGAUAUUGAUACCAAUACUGUGCAAGAAUCAGUGAACCAAUGGCUCUCAAAGACCCAAAACUUUUUCAAUGAAAUAACUUCCCCAUUCGUUAAAACUGUUCAUAAUAGAAGGCCGAAUCUUCCAAAAGAUAGUGAAGAUAUGGAGGACGUCUUCAUUACUGAGCAUACUGUUGAUAGCAAAAUCCCUGGUGGAGAGCUUUCUGAAGCUGCCAUUGUUUCUAUUGAGCAAUUCAGCCGGAUGAAUGGUUUGACUGGGGGCAAAAUGCAGAAGAUAUUUAGAGCGCUCGUUCCUGAAUCUGUUUAUAGUAAUCCCCGUAAUUUAGUGGAAUACUGCUUCUUCAGGUUUUUGUCAAGGAAUAAUGCUGAAGUUCAUCCUGGCCUCAAGGAACCAGCAUUUCAGAGACUUAUUUUUGUUACUAUGCUUGCCUGGGAGCAUCCCUACAGCAGCCAGAAGGAUCACCGAGCUAAAAUGUUGGAGAGAAAUACUUUCCAGAGUCUAGUAGGAGAAGAGGCUUUUGUUCGAAUUGCUCCUGCUGUUUCUGGUGUGGCUGAUUGGUCAACAGCACAUAACCUUUUCAAAGCUCUUGCUGGUGAUGACUGGGGUAUUUCAUUUAGCAUAUGGUCCACAUAUAUUGACGAGCUUCUCAAGGUGCAUGAAGGACGGAAAUCAUACCAGUCUCAAGAGUUUUCCCAUCUUUCUAAGGAGAGAAUCCUCUGCCUAGGUUCUAGCAGAAAGCAGCCUGUUAUAAAAUGGGAAAACAACAUGGCAUGGCCAGGAAAACUCACUUUGACUGACAGGGCACUCUAUUUUGAGCACACAUUAUUGCCAGCAGUUGGCCUGAUGGGACAGAGAGGUGCUAUUAGGCUGGAUCUUACGGGAAAUGGUUCGAGAAUAGAGAAAACAAGGGUUGGACCUUUGGGAUCAAAUCUUUUUGAUUCUGCUUUAUCUGUUACCUCCAGUCCAGAGUCUGAACCAUGGGUACUUGAAUUCGUUGAUUUGGGAGGUGAAAUGAGAAGGGAUGUGUGGUAUGCAUUUAUUAAUGAAAUAAUUGCUUUAUACAAAUUCAUAAGUGAAUUUGGACCCAAGGAUGGUGAUCAAUCAGUGUAUGAUGUAUAUGGUGCUCACAAGGGGAAAGAAAGGGCAGUUAUUUAUGCCAUAAAUACUAUUGCAAGACUUCAGGCUCUCCAAUUUAUGCGUAGGACCUUAGAUGAGCCUACUAAACUGGUUCAGUUUUCAUAUUUACAAAAUGCGCCAUUCGGCGAUGUUGUUCUCCAAGCUCUUGCUGUUAAUUGUUGGGGUGGACCUAUGAUUAAGAAAUCAAUGGAGGGUAAUGAUGAACUAGGUCAACAACUGCGGCUCACUGGCGAGGCAUAUGAAAGUAUUAAUCAUGUGUUUGAUAUAGAUGGUAGUGUCUACUUGCGAAAAUGGAUGAGGUCCACAACAUGGACUUCUAAUGCUUCACUGGGUUUCUGGAAGAAUACGUCGGUGAAACAGGGUGUUGUGCUGAGUAAAAAGCUUGUUGUUGCUGAAAUGAACUUCGUAGAAAGGGCAGCAAUGAUAUGUAGAGAUAAAUACAGAGCAGCUGAGAAGACGCAAGCCACAAUUGAUGCUGCAAUGAUUGAAGGAAUUCCCAGUAACAUUGACCUUUUCAAGGAGCUUGUGCUCCCUAUGACUAUCACCGUUAGGAAUUUUGAAGGAAUAAGGCGAUGGGAUGAUCCCCUUGUGACAGCAUCUUUUCUUGCACUUGUAAAUACACUCAUCUUCAGGAACCUGCUGUCUUAUGUGUUCCCAGUGAGUUUGAUGAUCUUGGCUGCUGGCAUGUUGUUAUUGAAGGGCCUCAAGGAGCAAGGCCGUCUUGGAAGAUUUUUUGGAAAAGUUACAAUUCGUGAUCAGCCUCCCUCAAAUACAAUUCAGAAAAUUAUUGCUGUGAAAGAAGCCAUACGUGAAAUGGAGAAAUAUAUCCAGAAUGUGAAUGUUGUACUCCUUAAGAUACGAUCUAUCAUUCUUGCGGGGGAACCUCAGAUAACAACAGAGGUCGCUUUGUUGCUACUGUUGGGUUCGACCAUUCUACUUAUUUUUCCAUUCAAAUACAUUCUGGCUUUUCUCAUUUUUGAUCUCUUUACAAGGGAGCUUGAGUUUAGAAGACAAAUGGUUUUGAAGUUCAUGAGCUUUCUUAAGGAGCGCUGGGACACCGUGCCUGCAGCUCCUGUUGUUGUAUUGCCAUUCGAAGAAAAAGAAUCUCCUGCCUCAAUUCAGAAGCACAAAAUGAAUCACACGGUGAAAUCAGAAAAAAACCCGGAGCGUUAAUUAACCCGAAUAGGAUUUACUUCGUAUACAUCGUCGUUGUUGAAAGAAGAAGCACGUAAGAAUCAAUGUAAAAAGCAUUUGAACAACGGACUUAGAUUGUUCUUUGCAUUCAUGAGGGCCACAACAGUAAAGCAAAAUUGCCAGAACAGUGAAUAACCUAUAUCGAAAUUAUGAAAAUUUUGCGGUUGACAGAAUCAAAUCAAAACAUGACUGGUAAGCUGAUUGCUGCUGGCAAUGCCAUCACCCAAAGCUUCCACAUUUUGGAGAGUACCUCAAAUCUACCAACUGAUCCAUUACAAGUAAGCUGUUUGUCAUGAUAUGUGCAAGCUGUUUGAUUCCUAGUCACAACCCAGAAAAGGUUAGCAGAUAUUUGAUUAUCCUAGAUUUCAUGUAGCCAAGAUGAAGGUGUGCUGAUCUUUAAAAGCUUGUGUGGUGCACGUUAGACCCAGGAUUUUUACUUUUUUUCUUCUUUAGUACUAUCUAGUACUGUUAUGAACAAAAUAUGUUCCAUAUUUUUUAAGAAGAUUUUGUUUCCAUA